GAGGAGGAGCUAAAGAAGUCGAUAUUAUUAGUGUUGGCCAACAAGCAGGACAUGGAGUCGGCGAUGACCAUCGCUGAGGUGCAUCAGGCGCUCGGUUUGGACGCACUCAAGAGUAGGACAUUUCAAAUAUUCAAGACGUCCGCCAUUAAGGGCGACGGCUUGGAUGAGGCCAUGGAAUGGCUGUCCAACGCGUUAACUAAUAAUAAAUGA
Oppiella nova is the source of this 210-nucleotide messenger RNA. NCBI's taxonomy places the organism in Eukaryota, Metazoa, Arthropoda, Arachnida, Sarcoptiformes, Oppiidae. The record is from the annotation of a GenBank genome assembly.